ACUCGUGUGUAUGUGAUGCUGACUUCAGUUUUGAAAUUUCAGGAAACAUUUCAGACUUCCUCUUGAUACACCUACAGGAAGCAAAAAAAAAAAACAACCCCACUUCGUGUAAUUGUCUGUAAUAAGACAGAUGGGUUCUCAUGAGCCCAGUCACAUCUGCUGAUGUGUGAGCAUCGUGAAGGUUCAGGAUGAGGAGUUGGCUGCGAUCCGUCCAGAGGCUGACGUUGCUCUUUUGUUUGUGUUUUGAGCUACUUUUGCACUGUGGAGAAGCCCAAGUGCAAACAGAAAUACAGCCUGGUCCUCUCUACCGGGUGAUGGACUCCUACCUUUCCAUCUCCUGUGACGUGAGUGGCUUUGCCAAUGCCCAAGCUAAUAAAGAAUUUCAAUUCAGUUUUUUCAGUCUUCAGAAUCCAUCAUUUCCGAUUCAAAUCAUCAGCACACACGAUAAGGACUUCACGUACGCCAUGUAUGGACGACGGGUGAGGAGCAAAGAUAUCACUCUUGAAUACGUGUCUCCAAACUCAGUCAUCUUUAAGAUACAAAGGCUGCAGAAGAGUGAUGAAGGGGAAUAUGAGUGUUCUAUAGUCAACUCUGAAUCUGUUUAUUUUGGGGCCUACAGUGAUAAGACGACAGUGAAAGUGAUUGACAACUCCUUGAGAGUAUCAUCACCUGUCUCCACCACUCUGCGACACAAUGAAGGUGACGCCCUCACUUUAAAAUGCCAAGCCUCCAGCAACACCAUCCAACACACCCACCUGUCUCUUGCCUGGUAUCUCCAAAAAGAUGGUGAAGACAAUGCUCAGACUAUCAUUUCCCUGGACAGGGAUUUCUCAUUGAGACCUGGAGAUGGGUUUGAAGGGCGUUACCAAGCUGGACUCAUUGGAUUAGAUAAAAUAGGAGAAGCCACAUACAGGCUGACGAUCGCUCAACUGGAGCUGUCAGACCAAGGCAGGAUUUACUGUCAAGCUCAGGAGUGGAUCCAAGAUCCUGACCACUCCUGGUACGCUAUUGCAGACAAAACUGCAGAGGAAACGAAUGUCACAGCAAAAGCAGUGGCACAAGACGAGUCCUCCUUGGUGGUGACCAUCUCAGUGCAGAAAACAACUCUGCAGGAAGGGCAGGAAUUGUCCAUGUUAUGCAGCGUGGACUCAAAGAACCUGGUGGAGAAGUUCUUCACCGUAGCCUGGGUCAGAGGGAGUGUAGAACUAGCUCGCAUCGGUCCUACAGGAGUUCUGAGUGUGGGUCCAGAGUACAGCAGCCAAGAGCAACAAGGAGAUCUCAAGGUGGCUCGGAUCAGCAACAGAGAUUACCGUCUCAUUCUGGACCAUGUCAGAACCCUGGACCAGGGACAGUAUCUGUGUAGGGCUUGGACUCAGGAACGAGAUGUAGAUGGUGGUUUUACACCCAGAGCAGCCCAAUACUCUAAUGUUGAGCUGGUCAGCAUCUUGGCAGUAGAAAGUGGGCUCUCAGUCAAAAUGGAAAGAAAUGUAGUAGACGUUAACGAAGGUUCUAAGCUGCAGCUCACUUGCAAAGUUGAAGGAGCCAAAGGUCUGCUCUCUAUCUCCUGGCAACGAAAAUCCACAUCCAUUUCAGGGAGCGUCUUCACCGAUGUCAUCAGUCUGAAUCUGGGAGGUGUUAUGAGGGUAGCGGCAGGUUUUCAACAGCGCAGCAUCACAGCAACACGUCCAGCAUCUGACACCUUCACCUUAGAGAUGGAUGAGAUCACACAGUCUGAUUCAGGGGUCUAUCAGUGCACAGUGUCUGAGUGGAACAUGAAAAGCACCGGUGACAUUGAAAAGACCAUCAGCAAGUCUCAGAUUACCACGGUUGCAGUCACUCAAAUGGAGUCCUUUGUGAAAGUGACUCUAAUAAGUCGCACCAAUAUAGUGACUGUAGGGGACAACGUGGAGUUGAGGUGUCGGAUACGAGGGCUGAACAUGCCAAUGACACUGAUGUGGAGCCUGCAGCAUGAAAAUGCCUCAUCCCCAGAUAACAUUGUGACACUGUACCCUAACGGUGACAUCAGCUGGUCUGGAUAUUGCAACCGCUUCCAGCUGAAAGUGGAGAGUAAACACAAUGAAAUUGUGCAUGUUCUGCUUAUCAAUGGUGUAAGCCUCAGGGAGGCAGGACGCUACCAGUGUGGCGUGUCUGUCUUCCUUGAGAAAAGAUACAAGAAGCUUCCUCCUUCCUACCUGCUGGCUGUCAUGGUGAAAAACCCAGUGAGCAAGCUCGUCGUGGCGUCCACCCCCGCUAUGACAAAAAACAUCGGCACUGACAUUGAAAUAAAAUGCUCCGUUACCGCCGCAACUGCCACCUCCUCACGCUUUGCUGUCACCUGGCUGGUCCAGCGGCAAGCAGGCCGGGAAAUCGUUGUCAGCUCUGACCGUGACGGCAUUGUGACAUUCGGGCCCCAGGUUGAGCUGAGCCGUGGGCGCCGGAUCACCAUGAGGCGCAGUGAAGGUCCUAAUUUUGAGUUGUCUAUUCAGAAGUCUCGCAUCUCGGAUGACGGCUCAUAUAUAUGCGAGGUGGUAGAGUGGCUACAAGACCCUCAUGGUGAAUGGUAUCAGCUUGCACGGGUCUCCAGAACCACAGAGUUACAGAUAAUUGUGCCUGUUAAUGACUUCCAUUUAGAUAAAGCAAAUCAGCAGCUAGUUGUCAGCGAGGGAGACGAAGUUGAACUGGAGUCCAAACUCACGUCGUCACCCAGCCCGUUUCUGUUCUACGCAAUCACCUGGUUUUACAUUGGACCUGAAUCCACUGUCAUCAGAGUUCCUCUGGUGAAGGUUAAUCACACAGGCCUGAUGUGGUACCCAGAGAACAAGAAUCUCACAGGCUUGCAAGGGAGGCUUCGUCUCUCCAGGCCCACCCAUAGUACUUUCCAGCUCAGAAUUCAGCAAGCUCAUGAGGGGGACAGUGGAACCUACCAGUGCCAGGUGGAGCAGUACCAGCUGAAUGAUGAGGGCGACUGGGUGCACAAAGCCUCACAGGAUGCAGGUCCCAUUACACUGCGAGUAAAUAUUACAGAUUCAAAUCUUUCCAUGUCCAAAAAAGAUAUGGAGUUGAACGUCAGCAGAUCCGAGGGUUUCACCAUCCCCUGUCACAUUGCCGGACAAUCCAGUCAUGAAUCUUUUUUCCAGGUCACAUUCUUCCACCAGGAGAAAGAAUCUAAACCACGCCCCAUAUUCACAUCUUACCGAAACUCCACACUGCAAGACAAAUCUGGAAAGGGUGGUCGGCUAAGAUUUGCCCACCCUGUCCCAAACGAAUUUAGUCUGGCAGUGCUGAAUCCAGAUCCUGCAAAUCAGGAGCUGUAUUUCUGUGAGGCAGAAGAAUGGCUCUUCUCUCUCUCUCAUGGAUGGACGAAGGUGGCAACAGAAAAGUCUGGAUAUUUGACGGUCAGCGUCUAUGCUGAAGGGGAUUUUGAAAUGGCAAAGGAACCAGGCUGCAGCUCAGGCAUCUGUUACAUAAUUUUGGCAGUUGUUGUGGUAGUGCUGGCCAUAGUCAUACUGAUGGUGAAGAUGUGCAACACCUCCAGAGGCAAGAAGCAAAGAAAGGAUCUAUGGGCAUCAGAGCAACACCCUAUGAAUGACAAACCCAGUGUAGAAGAAUGAAACAGAGAAGCAAAAUGAGCAAUCAUGUUUUUAAUUUUUUUGUUUUUGGAAAACAUGCUCCAUGUUUUCAGUAAUAAUAACAACUCAUAACUAGUUCAUAUUUUUAAUACCCAAGGGUAAGUUUAUUACAAAGCUCAAGUUCAAAGUAGUUUUUUUUUUUUCAAAACACAAAUGAUUUACUGGUCAUGCAGAUGGGAUUUUUGUUUUAAAUGAUGAAGCCCAUUAAACUGGGAAACAAAACUUAAAGAGACAGUUUUCAUCUCGCUGCCAAAAUGCCUUUGCAUAAUCACUGCCUGCCGUGGACGGUUCAGCUGCACAGUUGCUGAACUUUGUGGGCUUACGUUCCAAAAUGACUGCACUCUGACUGACAGAUUCAGUUUUAUUCAACAUGAGCAGGAUUCAGAGUAUUGCGUGUGUGGAGGAGAAAUACAUGCAAAUGUGGUAAAGAGCUGAAACUUUCCUCUCUCGCUGUGCAGCGAUGAAUCAACCAGGAAGUGCUCUGCGGUUCCGCAGGGCCACAAAAUGUGGUCCCCAAUUCUGCUGAGAUAUGCUAUGAUCUGUGCGUCACAAUAGUCUCAAAGGUUACAUUUAUGCACUGGAAAGUUUUUUGUAAUGUCGGCACUUACUGUCGUUUUAGAUGAAGCAUUUGCAUUAUAGUGAAAUGUGAGCAGAGUUUGAAUUAUACAGUGACAAUCGGAGGUCUGUACCUAAUAUCAGUUAGCUAGUGUUAGCUUUUGCUAACAGUAUUAGUUAAACUGUAACUUAAGGUAGAAGUUAGAAACUAGCUAACAUAAGCAUUCAUCUGUAGACACUUGGCACAGUUUACGAAGUAAAGCCACAUAGAGACAAACAUGCACGCACACCUACGGUCAUUUUAGAGUCACCAGGUCACCCAACCUGGCUUUCUUUGAAACUGGGAAGAAGCCGGAGCACCUGGAGGGAACCCACGCAAACACAGGGAUCACGCAGAGGAUUGGAUCAGGUGGGACACAAUCCCUUGGCCUUCUUGCUGUGAGGCAACAGUGCUAACCAUGAAGCAAUCAUGCCACCCCGGCUUCUGACAUGGACGGUCGAAAGGGCAUUCUACCUACACAUCUGGGAAUUUGGGUAGUUCCCUCUUCGCCACCAGAGGGCUGCUUUUACUGUUAGAUACAAACAACAAGAGCCUGAUAGUGGUGUCACAAUGUCAUAGCAGCAUUUUGAUGAACUCCCACUGAAACCCAAGCCAAGUAUGAACAGAAACUUGAUAUUUGUAAUGUAGAUGUCUAUGUAGGUUCAGCGGCCACUGGAGGGCUUUCUCCCCUUUGCGUAUAUCUGCAGAUCAGCUGUUAGUGUAGACUUGGCUGGACGUCCACCGGAAAUGUUCCCAGAAUGUACCAGCUGUCAAGCUUCACUACCAUUCCUGUUUUAUCACAUUUCGCUACCUCUGACGCUCUGUGGACUGUUGUUUAUAUACUUCAAAAUGGCAGCGAUCUGAUAACGCCCACUGGUUUGUGGUUAACACCAUGUUACCGUGUGGGGCAGGUCAUUGGCAUAUAGACAGCUUAGACUUAAGUGAUCCGUUGCAGUGGGACCGAGGUAGACAGGCGAGUGGUCCAAAAACACAUUCCAAAAUGACAUGGUCCACUUUAAGUGUGUCUGAAGUCAAAUUAGACGGUUCUAUGUCAUGUUUUUGCCUCUCUUUUUUGGGGGGGGGGGGGGGUCACGUCUUAAUUAGUGGGGUCAGACAACUCCUCCCUAGUACUACCAUACCCUCUGUAAUUUGUGUAAGUACCUACAGUUAGAUGUACACCAGCAUUUCUCAAACUUUCAUUCAUGGGCCCCUUUGGAGAAACCAUAAUAAUAAGGAAAACUGUUAUUGAAAAAGUGCAUGGUUUAAUUAAAGAAGGUGUUUUUUCCCUGGAUACAGUAGUCUGAAGGGCAUGAAAGUCUUUGCUCCAGAGGUGUCAAAUCCAGCUUCAGAAAAUAAAAGUCCAGCCACAUAUUUGUUCCAUCUUCCCAAUAAACCAGCUGAUUGUAAUUAGUUCAGCUCAGCUUCAGGCAGGUGGAUGAGCUAAUUAUUGGGAUCACCUGUUUUAGGUGCACAGGUAGAAGCAACACAUGGGAGGGCUUUUACUUUCUGAAGCCGUAUUUGACACCUCUGGAUGCUAGUCUGUCACAGGUUGCUUCUCCAGCCAAGCCUUUGUUGUUCCAAUCAUGGUCUUUUUUGACAUUUCUCACGACCGCAGUAAUUGCCGCUGUCACUGGGGGCUGUGUCACUCCCUUUAUUUGCAAGAAAUGAAAGUCUGGUUGCAUUCGUUGGUGCCAUGUGUUGCUGCAACCACCAUUCUACAGAACUGCCCCUGGUCCUGGAUGGCAACCACUCAGACAGACAACCAGUGCAUCCCACCAUUUGAAAGUAACCAUCUAUGUGCCACAGCUGUGUGAAACAGGGUGAAAACAGACGAUACAACAAAUCACUGCUGCAAUAUUAAAGUUGUACGAGUAUAUAUAUCCUUUACAGUACAAGCUAGCUCUGACUCCUACUAAAGUGACGUAUGCAGACAGGUUAGGAAAAAAAGCUUUGACCCUACAGUACAGCCAUGCGGUGUGUUCCUCCGGACAUGAUCCCACAUCUUGAUGAUGAUCUCACAGCUGCCCCGGUGUUGAGAACCACAGUGACUGGAAAAAGGCGAGUGGGACAGUCACACUUGCAUAUGGCUACUUUCGUGAGAUGGGGACAGAAUGGUUGUCUUCUUGGGGUGGACCCAGGGCUCUCAGCCCCAACACAUGCUCCCAGACCUUCCAGGCUGCACUGUACGUGUAUUUGAUGGCAGUUACUGCAUUUGGACAGAUGUUACCAUUCAACAAAAGUGGAUGUAGGAGAGCAAAGCAAUCACAACUACAGAACAAUAGAGCACUCUUUGUCUUGUUCUGCAGUGCUCUUCCUGUCUCUCAGCCCUAUCAAUGUUUAACACCCCAUCUGUGAAAGGGAUUAGAAUAGAAUCCAUUUGGUCCUCUCACUUUUGAGGGAACAGGCCUGGACACUCGAUUAUUCCCCUACAGAGAAAGGCUUUUGUUAGUGGAGUGUAUACCAGUUUUGUACAUCCUGAGAUAAAACCAAUAGUGGGGAACUUUCGGGCUGAGUGUAGUCCUUUCAGCCCCUCGGAGAGACGUACUGCUGUCUUUAGUCUUGGAUUAUACCAGUCCUUCACACUCUGGUGGGCUGCCUCCUUCAGAAGAGAAUGCCGCCUCUUUUUAACUUUACUCUAAUUCCCUCCCUUGUGUUUCCAUGGCAAUGCCUGUCAGAGCAAACAAAGAAACAUUGAAUUUGGGACACAAAUCAAUGCUUGUGUCUAUGCAACAAAUACUAUAAAGCAAGAAUAUUCUAGAACUCGCCAACCGUGCAGAUUGCAUUAGUAAAUGAAUAAUGAAUUGCACAGGCUGAAUGUAUUUUUCAGUUUUCCAGAUAGGAGUGAAGAAACUGAAAUGUGAGCUUGAAUAUAUAUUUUUAAAAUGACUAAAAAUGGUGAAUUGAUUAUCAAAAUAGUUGUCAGUUAAUUUAGGCAAGAGUUAAUACUUGAUUAAUCACUGCAGCUGGAGUCACAAUAACAACCCACUUUAAAAUGUGCAGGUUAAUCAGACAACACGUCACAGGUUUUUGAUCAAGUCUGCAGUUUCCCUGCGGGCUGCAGGAGAGUCCACCAAUCUGUGGACCGAAUGUUCACGUCACUGCCAUAAGACAUCCUUUCAACCAGUCUUCCUCUAGGCCAUGUGUAAUCCGCCAUCAGCCGCAUCCUGCUUCAUCACCGAUUUAAGGUAUUCUCUUUUUUUUCUAGAUUAACUGCACAUUUUAGUCUCCUUUUAUUGUGACAACUCCAAGGUGCAUCUAUGCAAUAAUUUUGUUGUUUAAUCAGAAUCUUGAUGUGCCACAUCUGCCAGGUGCAUUGAAUUAUCUAGGCAAAGGCAAAAUGCUUACUAACAUAGAUUUUAACAAAUUUGUGAACAAAAACUGGAGAAAAUAAACCUUUGGUGCACAUCAAAGAAGUGCUCGAUCUUUUACUUGAACUCCUCAAAAAUGAAAAUGUAUUUAUGGUUUUGUUACUAUAAAUCUACUUACCGGGAAUCUCGAUAAGUUAGUGUUACAGAACAACAUAUUCCACUUUUGUCUGUCUUUUAUGGUCAUCCUUCUAAACAUUUGCUAGUUGCUUGUGUGGUUAUUGACUCCAGCCCAGCCGGCUCUAAUUUGCCUCAAUUUUGAUGUUUUGCAUUAUUGUUCAGUUAAUCUGAAUAACUGGCUCAUCCUGAAGUUGUUUUUUGUGAACUUUUGAUUAUCAAACUCUGUUUGUAUCCGCCAUGCUAGUGUGAGGAAACAUGCUGAUGUGUUAUUUUACUUACUUUUUCAAUGCACACUUUGUCCAAAGAUUAAAAUGAUAGAAAAACAGGAAUUGAUGGUUCACAAUUAUGAGAAGAGGUAACUAAUUCAGCAAACUUUGCAUUGGGUUCCCAGACACUUUUUUUUUUUCCCCCAUUGCAUUUAUUCAUUCCUCUAUUUUCAUUCACUGAGAGCCAUGGCACUGCAGCUGUUUAUGGAAAUAGGGCGGAACGCUGAACGGAAGCAGCAGCAGGACAUCACAUUGAACAGAAUGAAUCAAAAAUGAGCUGAAAGAGACGAAAUGCAUGUUGUCCCUUCAGGAAGUCGUGUCAAAUGUCCUGACUUGCAAAAUGACCACAUUGCACACCUGAAAAUUUGAAUAAAUGACCCAAACAAACAAGUUUUAACUGAGAACUUUAUGGCCCAAAUACAAACCCAACUUUUAUAAUCUUAUGACAUUUGAAAUAAAAAAAAAUGUAUAGAACACAAUGCUAAAGUACCCUCAGCCAUAUGAGCAUGUAAUCAGUGAAAGUGUGUAGAAAGAAUGACCUUUUGACCACUUAAAAUAGGUCAAGGUUAUUAUUUAUUAUCCCCAAUGGGGCAAUUUGUUGUGCAGCCAGCAGAGAGAACACAUCCAUACAUACAUAGACUUAAACAUAACGUGAUCUUAAAUAUAACAAGAAAACUCACCAAACUGUGGACAUAAUAAUACAACAUAAACCAAUAAGAAAAAACAAGUUAAAAAUACUCAUGAUGGUGCUUAAAAAAAACUAUUUACCGUGGGUAUAAAAGAAUUCUUGUACCUGUUGGUCUUACAUCUCUUGGACACAAAUCUAAACUUGAACUUCAAUACUUGAUCUUUUAACUUGUUAAAGGUCUGUGUCGCAAGAAUGUUCCCUGUGAGUUUGAAGACCCUGGCAGUAAUGGGACUAGAGUAAUGCUGAGCACGGACAGACAGGCGCAAAGUCUUCGCAAUACCCAUUGGCCAUAUUUUGGCCUUGGGUGAUGAAAACUGCUAGAGGGUUUGACACCCUACUCCCUGUACACACAAUUAUAUUAAUGUACAAGUAAAUAUACAUACAUAUGUCUGUAAUGGUGUUUUUGACUAUGUAUGACUUCGUCAUAUGACUUCUGAGCACGUGUCCAAAAUGUCCUAGCUGUAGUUCCCUCAGCAUGCAAGUGACACUCUGAGACUCCGUAAGUAACCUUUUAUUUGAUGCAAAGUCAUUCCACUGACACCCAAGGAUUGUCCAAAGAGACUAGUACCAAAGGCACCUAAUCAUCACCUUAGGUCACCGGUUCAUGUCCAAGACUCACAACCAUACAAUAAGUCAGGAAGCACCAGGCUUGAACUUUUGUUCUCCUGCAAAGAUCUCUGUGCAGUGACCUCAUGACUCAGUAAGCUCUUCCUAGAGGCGUCUCAAUCUCAAGGACUGAGGGCCCAGAGACACGAACAUCACUGCCAAGAUCAGAGAAUGUCUCUACAAGUUCGAGGCUUUGACCACUUAGAGACACACUUCUGACGGCCGAGUCCAGGGAGUCAUUGAAAGCCUGGAUCUUGAAUUAUUGUUUAAACAUUGUUAUGGGUUCUGCAGCACCUCCACUGCAUGGAGAUGUCUCAUACCUGUAGUACUACCCCUUAGGAUUCGAGUCUCAUAACUACAGUCACGUCCAACUGUGUUGGGACUCCACCUAAUUAACAGUGUCUGUUUUUUAUGUUAAAAAAUAUUACCUGCUUAAUGCUUUCGAUAAUUCAUAUGAUCUCAAGCAAAGGCUGAAAUAAACCUGUGAAGAGGAGUCGCCAUGUGUGCGUUUUCCAGCACAGUUACGAAUGCAAUUAGCCUUAAUCCACCUUCCUGAACAAGAGGAUGAUGUGUCCUGGCAGAAACAGGGAUAACAGGAGGCUGAGAGACACUCAAACCCAUCUGCAUGAAUUAUAAACUACUACUUCUUAAAUUUGAAAGUCUUCUUUGAAAGAAUUUUUUUGUGGUGGUUCUUCUCACCUCAGUUCUUUGAGUCUCUUUACUUAUAAGCUCGACUCCUCUCGGGCUGUCACCUCCUUGCCUUUGAUAUUUCUUUUUCUCACAAGUAGAGGACACACACCUGACAGAAUCACUUUCUGUUCCUCUCCUGUCUCCCUCUUUGCUUAAAAAAUAAUAAUAAUAAUUCUGGUGUUUGCUGUUACCCCACAAUGCAAUGAACAACACAGAACAGAUGGUGGACCUUGGACAGACAAACUUUUUUAUUAUUUUCAGUAUGUUCUCAACACUCCAGCUCAGACCUGCGAGCAUGCAUUGGUGCUAUGUGCUGCUGCACCACUGACCUGGAUGGCAACCACCCUGGAGGAUAACCAGCCCAUCCUCACCUCUCUGAAGUAGCCAUCUAUCUUCCAGCCAGGUGAAACAUGGGCUUCUCCUUGAUCUUCUCCAGCCGCCGGGUGUCCUCACACUGUGACACCUGUGUGCUGGAUCAUGCACAGAGAAAUGCACAGCAUGUCUAAAAUGUAAGUCAAUGCUAAGCCUCUGCCUCAGCUUUAUCUAAAUUUUGGGUCUGUUAGUGAAACUUAGGU
Molecule: messenger RNA, 10534 nt
Organism: Thalassophryne amazonica
Lineage: Eukaryota; Metazoa; Chordata; Actinopteri; Batrachoidiformes; Batrachoididae
Product: immunoglobulin superfamily member 3-like
Exons: 10
Coding region: 189-3611 (1140 amino acids)
Source: RefSeq, a predicted model, not a curated record